AUGGCAUGCGGGGCAAUGCUGAAGCAGCCCAUGGAGUUUGAGGCAGUGCUGCUGAGCCCCAGUUGCCUGAAACAGCGGCACUGCACCCCUCUACCUGGCCCCACUCUGGGCCUCAGGCCCCCAGAUGCUGAGCCACCUCUGCCACUUCAGACAAAGACCCCACUGCCAACUCUACACCAGCCCACCCUGCCCAGUAGCAAGUGGCACCCUCCAACUCCAGAGCAAAUUUUUCAGAACAUAAAGCAAGAAUACAGUCGUUAUCAGAGGUGGAGACAUUUAGAAGUUUUUCUCAAUCAGAGUGAAGCUUGCACUUCGGAAAGCCAGCCUCACUCAUCAGCACUCAAGGCACCUAGUUCUCCAGAUUCCUGCUGGAUGAAGAAGGAGCAGCCCAGCUUUACCCUUCAACAAGUUGGAAUAAUAUGUGAGAGGCUCUUAAAAGACUAUGAAGAUAAAAUUCAAGAGGAAUAUGAGCAAAUCCUUAAUACCAAAUUAGCAGAGCAGUAUGAAUCUUUUGUGAAAUGCACACAUGAUCAAAUUAUGAGGCAAUAUGGGACAAGGCUAACAAGCUAUGUAUCCUGA
Molecule: messenger RNA, 579 nt
Organism: Heterocephalus glaber (naked mole-rat)
Lineage: Eukaryota; Metazoa; Chordata; Mammalia; Rodentia; Bathyergidae
Product: akirin-1-like
Biological process (GO): positive regulation of myoblast differentiation; positive regulation of transcription by RNA polymerase II; positive regulation of macrophage chemotaxis
Cellular component (GO): nucleus; chromatin
Molecular function (GO): transcription coregulator activity
Source: RefSeq, a predicted model, not a curated record